This is a messenger RNA of Pogoniulus pusillus (Red-fronted tinkerbird), 2398 nucleotides long. It is a transcript of the gene DYNC1LI1, whose product is annotated as dynein cytoplasmic 1 light intermediate chain 1. Gene Ontology annotation, cellular component: centrosome; cytoplasmic dynein complex. The transcript is spliced from 13 exons. The coding region runs from base 1 to 1593 and encodes 530 amino acids. The record is from RefSeq and is a predicted model, not a curated record. Lineage: Eukaryota; Metazoa; Chordata; Aves; Piciformes; Lybiidae. Gene Ontology annotation, molecular function: dynein heavy chain binding. Gene Ontology annotation, biological process: microtubule cytoskeleton organization; microtubule-based movement.
AUGGCGGCGGCGGUGGGGAGAGCCGGCUCCUUCAGCUCCUCUUCGUCCGGGCUCGGUCCGGCUGCCGCUUUUUCCUCUCCUUCGUCCGCCUCUACGGCCACAACGAACAACAACGCGGAGCUGCGGGCAGGCGGCGAUGAGGACGAUGGGCAGAACCUCUGGUCCUGCAUCCUCAGCGAGGUGUCCACACGCUCCCGCUCUAAGCUGCCGUCGGGGAAGAACGUUCUCCUGCUGGGUGAAGAUGGAGCUGGUAAAACUAGCCUAAUAGGAAAAAUUCAAGGCAUAGAAGAAUACAAAAAAGGAAGAGGAAUGGAGUAUUUGUAUUUAAAUGUGCACGAUGAAGAUCGAGAUGACCAAACAAGAUGUAAUGUAUGGAUUUUGGACGGUGACCUCUAUCACAAAGGUCUGCUUAAAUUUGCGAUGGAUGCGAGCUCUCUAAAGGACACUCUAAUUAUGUUGGUAGUAGACAUGUCUAGGCCUUGGACUGCACUGGAUUCUUUACAGAAAUGGGCAAGUGUUGUAAGAGAACAUAUUGACAAGUUAAAAAUUCCUCCUGAAGAAAUGAAAGAAAUGGAACAGAAAUUGGUAAGAGACUUCCAGGAGUAUAUAGAACCAGGCGAGGAUUUUCCAGCUUCUCCACAGAGAAGAAAUACUUCAUUACAGGAAGACAAAGAUGACAGUGUGAUUUUACCCCUGGGUGCAGAUACACUAACAUGUAACUUAGGCAUUCCAGUAGUAGUAGUUUGUACAAAGUGUGAUGCCAUCAGCAUUCUGGAAAAAGAGCACGACUACAGAGAUGAACACUUUGACUUCAUUCAGUCACACAUCAGACAGUUUUGCUUACAAUAUGGAGCAGCUCUUAUUUACACUUCAGUAAAGGAGAACAAAAACAUCGAUUUAGUGUAUAAAUACAUUGUCCAGAAGUUGUAUGGUUUUCCUUUCAAUGUUCCAGCUGUUGUUGUGGAAAAGGAUGCAGUAUUUAUUCCUGCAGGUUGGGACAAUGACAAGAAGAUAGGAAUAUUGCACGAGAACUUUCAGACACUAAAAGCAGAAGACAGUUUUGAAGAUAUCAUAACAAAACCUCCAGUCAGAAAGUUUGUUCAUGAAAAAGAAAUUGUAGCAGAAGAUGACCAAGUGUUUCUCAUGAAGCAGCAGUCACAGCUGGCGAAACAACCACCUACAGCUGCAGGAAGGCCAGUGGAUUCCUCUCCAAGAGUUCCUGGUGGGUCUCCUAGGACACCGAAUAGAUCUGUAACAUCAAACGUUGCCAGUGUUACACCUAUCCCUACUGGGUCAAAAAAAAUUGAUCCCAAUAUGAAAGCUGGAGCUACUAGUGAAGGAGUCCUGGCUAACUUCUUUAAUAGUCUCCUGAGCAAGAAAACUGGUUCCCCUGGUGGCCCUGGUGGUGUUGGUGGCAGUCCAGGAGGAGGUGGUGCUGGAGGUGCUGGCAGCAACUUACCACCAUCAGCAAAAAAGUCAGGUCAGAAGCCAGUCUUAACAGAUGUUCAGGCAGAACUGGACAGAAUGUCACGGAAACCUGAAAUGGUCUCUCCUACAACACCUACAUCUCCCACAGAAGGCGAAGCAUCCUGAAGACACCAAAUAAAACCAAUUGUUCACUUUUCUGGGAUAAGUCAAACUUGCCUCUGCCUCUUCCUUCAGUGACUGGAACUAAAGAACUGAAUUAUCUUUCAGAACACAAACAGUUGAUGUUUGUCUUUUUCUUAUGUGUUGCCCAGCUUUACGCAAGGGAGCUGUACAGAUGGAGAACGGUUAUCGCAUCCUGUAGGAGUACUGCUGAGAGCAAGAAUAGUAAAUGAAUUCCUCUCUGGGUUUCGUGGCAAAGUCAGUGUCAUUCUGUAAAACUGCAAGUAUAUCCACUUAAGUUAUAGGGGCUGCUUAGAACAGGAAAACUGAUAUGCACCACAGGCACUUAAUUUAUACUGAUUUCCCAACCUGUUAGGCAAGUUUAAUACUAUCUUAAAUAGAUUAACCUUUACAGAAGAGAACAACUACUAAUUUUUGGAAGACAAAAUUAACAAACAUCAAACUCCAUUUGUACUUGAAUGCUUCAUUUGGGGUAUGGCUAAAAAACUGUUUGGUCUCCACUGAGAUUCAAACUGCAUUCAAAAACCCAUGCCAAAGUUCAUUCCAGAUAUGACUAAAUUAGUGAACAUUUUUUUGGGGGGGGAGGUUUCUCUUUCAUUAAUUUCAGACACUGAAUAACAGAUGUAUAAAGGCAAAGCAGAGGUUAAAUGUACAGUUACCAGUAUCCAGAUUUGUCUAUAUAUAUGGCUCAGCCUUAAGGUCCUCCACUGUCUCCCACAUGAGUAAUGGUUUCAAAUUGGUCAUCCAAACUGUAAUCAGUAAAUAAAGUAUUCUCUGCAUUCAAAUUUAA